AUGCCCAAUGAUUGUUUCUCAGAUGUUUAUUCAGUACGGGGCAGACUUGGUGCCGCCGCGAUGCGAUGGCUGCGGCGUAGCGAGGCAGACGCAGCAGAAUGGGACAAGCGAAGUGCAGACGAAAAGCAUAGGAAGGCGUCAAGGGACAAAAGCAGGGUACCCCAUCACAGAGAUCUCGUCUCCUGCACAGCACUUGGUUGGUUGGCAGUGCAGUUUGCAGUCCAUGCCGGUCUAGACCUGGACUCUUCUGGCCAACAUUAUGCUUUCCCGAGGAUCAGGAUCGCCAUAUAUACGGUGCUGCGCAAGAGGAUUGCAGGGCCAAAGGCGCUUGCAGAGUUUCGGCUGAUGUGGCUCAAUGAUAGUUUCCUUUGA
Sporothrix schenckii 1099-18 is the source of this 372-nucleotide messenger RNA. RefSeq lists its product as uncharacterized. The transcript has a single exon. The coding region runs from base 1 to 372 and encodes 123 amino acids. The record is from RefSeq and is a predicted model, not a curated record. NCBI's taxonomy places the organism in Eukaryota, Fungi, Ascomycota, Sordariomycetes, Ophiostomatales, Ophiostomataceae.